Molecule: messenger RNA, 585 nt
Organism: Myotis lucifugus (little brown bat)
Lineage: Eukaryota; Metazoa; Chordata; Mammalia; Chiroptera; Vespertilionidae
Product: keratin-associated protein 12-2
Exons: 2
Cellular component (GO): keratin filament
Source: RefSeq, a predicted model, not a curated record
AUGUGCCACACCAGCUGCCACACAGGCGGCCAGGCUGGCUGCUGCUCGCCCAGCCUUCUGCAGGCCCACCGUGUGCCCCCUUCCUGCCAGUCCUCCAUGUGCCUGCCCGUGAGCUGCAGGCCCACCGUGUGCACGGCCCCUUCCUGCCAGUCCUCCAUGUGCCUGCCCGUGAGCUGCAGGCCCACCGUGUGCACGGCCCCUUCCUGACAGUCCUCCAUGUGCCUGCCCGUGAGCUGCAGGCCCACCGUGUGCACGGCCCCUUCCUGCCAGUCCUCCAUCUGCCUGCCCGUGAGCUGCAGGCCCACCGUGUGCACGGCCCGUUCCUGCCAGUCCUCCGUGUGCCUGCCCGUGAGCUGCAGGCCAGCUGUGUAUGUACCCGUGAGCUGCCAGGCGCCCUGCUGGCCUGUGAGCUGCAAACCCAUGGUGUGCAUGGCUCCCUCCUGCCAGUCCUCCGUGUGCCUGCCCGUGAGCUGCAAGCCCGUUGUGUGUGUGGCCUCCUCCUGCCAGUCCUCUGGGUGCAUCCAGCCCUCCUGCCCCACCCUGGUCUGCAGACCCAUCUCCUGUGGCACCCCUUCCUGCUGCUGA